CUGAUUGCUGUGGCAUCCUGCCCGUCCCCGCCCGCGUGUGUGUGAGGGCGAGCGAGUGCGCUGGGUCGGCCCGAUGGGGGUAAUCGAGGGUUUCAGGGAAGCCGAGUGGCGCUUUCCUCUUCCGAGUGAGUGAGUGAGGGAAGACGACGGCUCUGGUGCCCGGCCACUUUCCCUGCGUGAUUCCCGGAGCUCCCUGCAGGACCUGAAAGUCGGGUUGGGUCCGGAUGGCGUAGUUGCGCCGCGGCACUGCAGCUGCCGGAGUUCGCGGCCGCCGUGCGCUGGGCGGGGAAACUCGCCUCUGCUUUUCUCCAACUUGCAGCGGGUGGAUCUCCGCUUGACACACCGCCUCCGAGGCAAUUUGAAAAUUGGAAAGGAAGAUUUUAAGGCCACUUCUGAUUUGGAAAGGCUGUCUGUGAUCUGAAGAAGUACAAGCUGAAGUGACUGAAUGAGACACACUUUUGGAGAAAUAAAAAUGACUUCUCAUUAUGUGAUUGCCACGUUUGCCCUGAUGAGUUCCUGUUUAGCCACUACAGGUCCAGAGCCCAGCACCCAGUGUGAACUGUCGCCCGUCAAUGCCUCCCAUCCGGUCCAGGCCUUGAUGGAGAGCUUUACCGUCUUGUCAGGCUGUCCAGCAGGGGAGGUGCACGUCCUAAACCUCCGUGCCGCCGACCAGGGACCUGGCCAGCCGCAGAGAGAGGUCACUCUGCACCUAAAUCCCAUCUCCUCAGUCCACAUUCACCACAAGCCUGUUGUGUUCCUGCUCAACUCCCCACAGCCCCUGGUCUGGCACCUGAAGACAGAGAGGCUUGCAGUUGGGGUCUCCAGACUUUUCUUGGUGUCUGAGGGUUCUGUGGUCCAGUUUUCAUCAGGAAACUUCUCUUUGUCAGCAGAAGCAGAAGAAAGGCACUUCCCCCAUGGAAAUGAGCAUCUGUUAAAUUGGGCCCGAAAGGAGUAUGGAGCGGUCACUUCAUUCACCGAACUCAAGAUAGCACGAAACAUUUAUAUUAAAGUGGGAGAAGAUCAAGUGUUCCCUCCCACAUGCAACAUAGGGAAGAAUUUUCUCUCUCUCAAUUACCUUGCUGAGUACCUUCAGCCCAAAGCAGCAGAAGGGUGUGUGAUAUCCAGCCAGCCCCAGGAUAAGGAAGUACACAUCAUCGAGUUAAUCACCCCCAACUCUAACCCUUACAGUGCCUUCCAGGUGGAUAUAAUAAUUGACAUAAGACCUUCUCGAAAGGAUCCUGAGGUGUUCAAAAAUCUCAUCUUGAUCUUGAAGUGCAAAAAGUCUGUCAACUGGGUUAUCAAAUCUUUCGAUGUUAAGGGAAACCUGAAAGUUAUUGCUCCUAACAGCAUUGGCUUUGGGAAAGAGAGUGAGAGAUCCAUGAUAAUGACCAAAUCAGUAAGAGAUGAUAUUCCUUCAACUCAAGAGAAUCUGAUCAAGUGGGCCUUGGACAAUGGCUAUCGUCCAGUGACAUCAUACACAGUGGCUCCUGUGGCUAAUAGAUUUCACCUUCAGCUUGAAAACAAUGAGGAGAUGAGAGAUGAAGAAGUCCAUACCAUCCCUCCUGAGCUACGGAUCCUGCUGGACCCUGGCACCCUGGACAACCCACCCAUCCAGGGAGGGGGAGGCAGGAAUGGAGGUUUCCCCUUUCCUUUCCCGGAUAUCCCCAGGAGAGGCCAGAAGGAAGUGGGAGAAGAUGGGAUCCUCCAGCCAAAAGACCCUGUCAUCCCCAGCUUACGACUAUUUUCUGGUCCCAGAGAGCCUGAGGAGGUGCAAGGGAGCAUAGAUGUUGCCUUGUCAGUCAAAUGUGACAAUGAGAAGAUAAUCGUGGCUGUAGAAAAAGAUUCUUUUCAGGCCAACAGCUACUUGGGGGUGGAGGUCACCCUGUUGGAUCCUACCUGCAAGGCCAGGAUGAAUGGCACACACUUCAUUUUGGAGUCUCCCCUGAAUGGCUGUGGUACUCGGCACCGGCGGUCAGCCCCUGAUGGUGUGGUUUACUAUAACUCUAUUGUGAUACAGGCUCCAUCCCUUGGGGAUAGUAGUGGUUGGCCAGAUGGUUAUGAAGAUUUGGAGUCAGGUGAUAAUGGAUUUCCAGGAGAUAUGGAUGAAGGAGAUACUUCCCUCUUUAGCCGACCUGAAAUUGUGGUGUUUAACUGCAGCCUGCCACAGGUGGGGAAUCCCAGCAGCUUCCAGGACCCACCCAACAGAAACAUCACCUUCAGCAUGGAGCUGUACAACACUGACCUCUUUCUGGUGCCCUCCCAGGGGGUCUUCUCUGUGACAGAGAACGGACACAUUUAUGUUGAGGUGUCUGUUACCAAGGCUGACCAAGAACUGGGAUUUGCCAUCCAAACGUGCUUUAUCUCUCCGUAUUCGAACCCUGAUAGGAUGUCUGAUUACACCAUCAUUGAGAACAUUUGUCCUAAAGAUGAAUCUGUGAAAUUCUACAAUCCCAAAAGAGUGCACUUUCCCAUCCCGCAAGCUGAGAUCGAUAAGAAGCGAUUCAGCUUUGUUUUUAAGCCCAUCUUCAACACCUCGCUGCUCUUUCUACAAUGUGAGCUCACAUUGUGUACCAAGAAAGAAAAGGUCCCUCAGAAGUUACCUAAGUGCGUGCCUCCUGAUGAAGCCUGCACCUCUCUGGAUGCCUCAAUGAUCUGGGCCAUGAUGCAGAACAAGAAGACAUUCACCAAGCCCCUUGCUGUGAUCCAUCAUGAAGUAGAAUCUAAAGGAAUAGGUCCAAGCAUUAAGGAACCGAAUCCAAUUUCUCCACCCGUUUUCCACGGCCUAGAUACUCUGACUGUGAUGGGCAUCGCGUUUGCAGCCUUUGUGAUUGGAGCACUCCUAACGGGGGCCUUGUGGUACAUCUAUUCUCACACAGGGGAGACUGCAGGACGGCAGCAAGUCCCCACCUCCCCACCGGCCUCGGAGAACAGCAGUGCGGCCCACAGCAUUGGCAGCACGCAGAGCACACCCUGCUCCAGCAGCAGCACAGCCUAGCCCAGCCUGGCCACUGCCAAGUGCCGGACCUGACCACACAUGUAUCCAGACUCCAGAAAGGCUUGAUUGUGGUUGCCGUGUAAAGAGAGAGUGAAUUUCAGUAUAAACAUCACCUGUUGUAUUCACCAUCCCCCUAUCCAGGGCUAAUCUAAAUGCAACCCCUGGGCUUCUAUAACACACUAGAGUUCAUGUGAGAAAGCUAAGGUGGUGGCCUUCUCCACCAGCCCCUCACAGGCUUGGGGGUUUUCAAUGUGAAACACAUGCCAGUUUUUUAAAUGCUGCUUUGUCCAGGUAAGAACAUCCAUAAUUUGGGGCCCUGAGUUUUACCCAGACUCGAGUUGGUAAAAAGGAUAAUAGCUAGGCAGUAGAACCAAUGAGAUGUGGCCAAAAAAUUUUUUUAAUAACUGAACCAAGAUGUAAAACAAAAGAAAGGCUUCAAGACCUCCUAAGUGCUUUCCUCCAUGUCUAAUUUGCACCUCUGGAUGCACACUUCUCACUUUGCUGCCACAUCCUGUGGGGGCUGGUGUGUCUGCUUGAUAGGUGCUGCCCUCAGGGACUAUAUCCCAACACACAUCAGGCAACAUUCCUUUCUUGUGCCCUGGGCCAGAACCGAUGCUGAUUACCGUAUCAGCUUCCUCCUCCUCCCCACACUAGCACACUGACUGCAAAAAACGUCUUAAUGCAAAUUUCGUAUUUCUUCAUAGACACGUAGAAAUUGAAAAUGGCCAAAAUCUGGGACUGCAGAUGUAGGCCCAUUUAUGAUAUUUUGCUCUGAUAAAUUAAUGUGUAAGUUGGGGCAAAAUUCAGUUGUAAAGUUGAGGAAUUUGCUCAGUGCUAUAUAUGCCAGUAAAAGUAUAUAAUAUAUCAUCUGGCACAUUCAUUUUUUCCGUGAAGAAGAAAAAUUCAUUCUCCCUUUAAAAAUUUUUUAUGCCUUCAGAGUUGAAACUUAUUCUUAAAUAUAUUUGGGAGAAUUGGUGUUUCCACUCGAAACAUGUCAACCUUUUUAAUAGACCCUUUUUUAAAAACCAUGCUCUUAUAAGAUGCAAAUGCUUGGCAGAUCCUCUUAGAUUCCACUUGGUUAUCGGAACAUUGUCACCAGUUCUGCCAAGAAAGUACUGAGAUGUGGGCACUCAUUUGGGUUGCUUUAGUUCUCCUGCCUUAAAUAUAUCCCAAACUCAAAAAGAGUUUGAGGUGGAAUAAUGGAAUAAAACGGAAUAAUAUGAUGCCACUUUGCAGCUAAAAUAAGCUCAACUGAUACCUCUAUGUUAAAAAAAGAAAAGAAUGCCUGAGGAAAAUUUCCAUGCCAAAUCAUUUACUACUGAGGAUGGCUUCGUAGCAAAUAAAUAUUAUUCUUUUUCCAGAUCACUACACCCCAAACAACUCAGAAUUUACAAAUAGAGCAGGCUAGAUUCUACCCCAAAAUAUUCAUAAGCAAAUCUCACUGCCUUUAAAAUAAGGAAAUUGUGCCUGGUUCUCUAUGAAUGGAACCUUAGGUAGGAAAUGUUGAUGCUACCCAAGACCUAAGCACAGCGUCUGCAAGACAGAUGGAGGCUAGCAACCAUCGCUACCACAUUAUAGAGUAAUACUCUGAUUGAUUUGAUAGGUGUAGACAAUCAAGUUGAUUUUAACCAAAACAUUAUUUGAGGGCUAAGAUUUCUAGUCUAUCUACCUUGAUAAUUGUGCAUAUUUUCACAUACAAAUGAAAAUAGGUGAUUAGAGAAUUUUUUUUCCUUUUGGUUAACUUUUUUUAACAUAAAGGUAUCAGAGUGGAGGACCUAGAUUACGCUACCUGUGUUUGAAAAUAAUGCGCUUUGCCUAACCUUCAGCAGAAUGUAUUGUUUUAGCAUAUUCUAUGUAUGAAAAAGUUUAAAGAUGUCUUCAAAGAAGACUAGAGUCUUUAAGUCACUUAUAGCUAUAUUUUACUACAAAAAGUUUGUGUAUAAAGAUAUAUUUAAGUGUUUUAGAUUUUAAAAAAAGUUACUCCAUAUGAAAUGUAUAAUUUCAGUUACUGUGAAUUCUUUUGAUCAGUUCUUUGCUUUUUAAAACACCCUUUUCUUCCCGUUAAAAAGAAAAUUAGCUAUUGAGAGGUAUUAAAAAAUCCAUUUCUUAGAUGGACAGGGUUAAAACUAAAACCUUUUGUAAUAUAUUUAAAUGUGUAUUUUUGAGAGAGAUGCUGCAUCGCCAUUGAUUUUAUAAGUAAUUUAAAAUUAAUUUACAAAUUUAUAGAUGCAAACCAAAAGAUUUUAAAAGAAAAAGAAGAAAAAAGUCAACUUUUAUUCGUUUAGGUCUUAUUGUCAAAAGUAUUAUUCAGAUCAAGAAAUCCAUGUUGAUGAAACGAUCCCAUGUUAAUUGGAGAGUGAAUGUCACUAAGUAUUUCUGAAAGUUUUCUAAAAAUGAACAUUAAAAAAAUAGAGUUUUCUCCCUAGCUUCUUGUUAAACAGCAUUUUCAAUUGCUUCAUACUUCAUUAUUUUAAUACAGAAUAUGAGCUCAACUUUAUAACAUGUUCUCCAAGUUUCUAUAAAACCGUUGUUAUAUUCCAGUUAAACUCUAUCUGCAAAGUCUUGUAACUUCUGCAGGCUACACCCUUAAUUCGCAGAGGCCAUUUUGUUUUUGUUUUUAUUGAUGCUAAAGCUAUUAUUGAAAUGCUCUAAACUCCAAGGCAGAUUGUGUAACAUCCUAUAGCUUUUCACCAUGUGUUGUUUACCAGCUGUUACUGUUUUUUGUUGUCAGAAAUUGCUUCUGUCUAAGCUGUUUCUAUAGUAUUUUCUAAACAACAACAACAAAAAAUGGUUUUAUCCUUGUCUGUAAUAAGAUUGUAAACCCAUUUCCUGUGUGUGUUCUGUAGUGGGCAUGAUUGUGAGCGUGUGUGGGGGCACACACUUGUGCGCUGGUCUUUUUGUACUGUAACUACCUCAUGAUUUGAGUGAUGGUUGUACUGCUGGUUGUAUUAACAGAGCACAUUUUAUUGGGUGAAUCGUGUGUGAUUUUUUUCCUGUUUGUUUUAGGUGGGGGUUGUUCAUGAAACUGACAGAUGUUUCUUCUAAAAAGGACUAUUAUCAGUUUUCAAAUACAAUACUUCUCUUCUGGUUUUUCCUGAAUGAGCCUGAUUUUAUUGCUGUUUUUCAUCAUCUAUAAGGGUAAAAAGAGUACCCUUGAAAUCCCUGUGGCCAGUUUGAACACCCCUGUUGUACGUAGUCUUUUUUCUGUUCAGUGUGUCGGCAGUUUUGUGAACAUGCUUAGAUGUAUAGUUUUGAUAACCACAGUUUUAAGUACUUUAUCUGUGCAUAAUAAAAGAUAUAUAUCAAUUAUUAAUAUA
This is a messenger RNA of Pteropus alecto (black flying fox), 6312 nucleotides long. RefSeq names its product transforming growth factor beta receptor 3 (gene TGFBR3). NCBI's taxonomy places the organism in Eukaryota, Metazoa, Chordata, Mammalia, Chiroptera, Pteropodidae. Bases 446 to 2995 code for a protein of 849 amino acids. The record is from RefSeq and is a predicted model, not a curated record. The transcript is spliced from 17 exons.